AUGUCUGCCGCACCCCGCACCGUCGCCAUCGUCGGCUGCCCCUUCUCCGGCGGUCAGGGCCGCUCCGGCGUCGACACGGGCCCCAACUCGCUCGUGGCUGCCGGCCUGCCGGCGUCGCUCGAGGAGCUGGGCUGGAAGGUCGAGUUUGACGGGCACCAGCAGUUCGAGCACAUCAACGAGCUCGUCGGCAGCGACGCACCCAUCGGCGUCAUGAAGAACCCGCGCGCGGUCAGCGAGGUCUCGCGCCUCGUCGCCGCUGCCGUCGAGGCCAAGCUGCGCGAGCACAAGCUGCCGCUCACCCUCGGCGGCGACCACAGCCUGGCACUCGGCACGAUCAGCGGCACGAAGCGCGUGCACCCCGACGCCGCCGUGCUCUGGAUCGACGCUCACGCCGACAUCAACACGCCGUCGACGACGCCCAGCGGCAACCUGCACGGUUGCCCCGUCUCCUUCCUGCUCGGCCUGCCCGGCACCGACGUGGCGCCCUUCAAGGACUGGCUGCCCGCCAAGCCGGCGCUGCAGGCGCAGGAUAUCGUCUACAUCGGCCUGCGCGACAUUGACUCGGGCGAGCGCAAGAUUCUGCGCGAGAACGGCAUCAAGUGCUACUCGAUGCACGAGGUGGACCGGUAUGGCAUUGGUAAGGUCGUGGACAUGGCGCUCGACCACGUCAACGGCGGCUCGUCGCGCAAGCGGCCCAUCCAUCUCUCCUUCGACGUCGAUGCGCUGGACCCCAGUGUCGCGCCGAGCACGGGCACGCCGGUCCGAGGCGGCCUUACCUUCCGCGAGGGCCACUACAUCUGCGAGGCGCUCUACGAGACGGGCAGCAUCGUGGCGAUGGACUUGAUGGAGGUGAACCCGUCGCUGAUGCAGGACCACGCCGAGCAGACGAUUGCCAUCGGCUGCUCGCUGAUCCGCAGCGCCAUGGGCGAGACGCUGCUGUGAGGAGCAGGAGCGUCAAAGUCCGGCGACAGAUGCUGCGACACGGCCAGGUCGAAGGCUGCGACAGGGCAGACCUUGAGAUGCAGGAGAGAAGGCGUCACUGUCGAUACACACAUACACGCGAGCCGGCACUAAUCAUCAGUUGUGCAUUCGCGGCUGGCACACGUCGCUCACUGCCUUUCGAGGAAGCUGUGCGCCAAGCGCAUGUCCGAUCUG
Tilletiopsis washingtonensis is the source of this 1155-nucleotide messenger RNA. RefSeq names its product putative arginase. Gene Ontology annotation, molecular function: manganese ion binding; arginase activity. The transcript has 5 exons. Gene Ontology annotation, cellular component: cytoplasm; nucleus; cytosol. Bases 1 to 942 code for a protein of 313 amino acids. Lineage: Eukaryota; Fungi; Basidiomycota; Exobasidiomycetes; Entylomatales. The record is from RefSeq and is a predicted model, not a curated record.